CUCUUCUUCUUCUUCUUUCUCAGGAUCUACUCCAAGUUCCACCAGAGGCGCAUGGCGGAGCUGUCCGAGUCGGGCCUGAUGAACUUCCUGCUCCUCUUCCUGGUUCUGGCCCGCAGCGCCGAGCUGGAGGACGUGACGGGCCGGGCCUACGACCUCAUGGCCCUGCUGCCGGCGGGCUCCAUGCCCCCGGCCCACCGGGCCCUGCUGUGGCGCGGCCAGCUGGCGCUGCUGCUGCUGUACGUGGGCCGCGGUCUGGACGCAGGGGCCCACGCCGAGCGCCUGGCCACCUCCUUCGCCCAGGUGGCCCGCGAGUUCUACCUGAAGACCACGGAGCCGUCGCGCAAGCUGGCGCUGUGGCAACCCCUGGGGGCCUACCUGGAGGGGGUGGCGGAGGUGCUGGAGACCAGCGGGCACCUGUGCCAGGCCGAGGAGAGGCUGCUCAACGAGGGCUUCGCCAUGCUGCUACCCGCCUGCAGGCAGUCCGAGCUGGCGUCCGCCCUGGGGUUCCUGCAGAAUGCACUGGCACAGCUAAGGCGUGUUCACCAGCGCUGUUCUCAGUCCACAUCCUUUGGCCCUUCAUCCUCCUCUGGCUGGACCCCUCCUCCCUCGCUGGCUAAAGAGCACCACCUGGCGGUAGCCUCCGCACUCUGGACUCACUUCUUCCCUUUCCUGCGCAGCCUGCGCCUCUCCCAGACCCCCCCUCCACAGCUGGCCGACGCCGCCGCAGGGUUUACUGUCCUUGCGUUGGACAUGCCCAGCUCCGCCCCUCCGGACCUCCAGCCCCACCCAGUCCAGUCCAUCAUGCAAUGCUUCGGCUGGGACGAGAUGCUCCACCCCCUGCUGGUCAGCCGCUACCUCAACCACCUGCUGCAGAACAGUGAUGUGGUGGCGAGUGUGGGUUCGGCGCAGGGAGUGUGUGUACGGGCGUGGCUGAGGUGUGUGCUGCAGCAGCACCUGCACAGGAGCACGGAUGGCACAGAGAGCAGAGCAGGCAGGGCUCUGGAUGAGCAGUUGUGUGAGUUGACCAGGCUGGUCAUGAGGCUGCCAGAGGUGGAGUCUGUGCUACAGAGAGCAGGACUGCAGCCCUCUGCUGUUAAAACAGAGCCCAAACCAGCACUCGCUGUCUUCAUCAAGGCCGUGGGCAGGGUGUAUUCUGGCCUGCAGCUGUUAUCCGAGCGCAGCACCAUGGUGACGCAGGCUCUGGACUACGUUGGCGACAUCCUGAAGUACAUCAAGCCCUACCAGCUGAACAAGAGCCAGGAGGGCCUCCAGCUGUCCUACUGGGCAGUAGGCUGUCUGGUGAAACACUGGGGCCCUCUGCUGGCCACCUCUAAAGCCCAGCAGCUGCUCUUCCGCAUCGUCGACUCCCUGCUGCUCCCUCAUUCGCUCUUCCAGCAGGACCCGCCCACGCAGGUGCUGUCUGCGCUGAAGGAGAGCCUACCGCUCUACCUGCAGGGUCUGGCGGUGGCAGUGGGCGUGUCCCAGUCCCAGGGGGCGCAUCUCAAGAAGCAGCUGCGGAGCGUAAUCAACCAAUACCUCGGCCGCUUCCUCCCAGCCACGCCUUCCAUGGGCGCCAUAGCCAAUCACCCUGUCCUGCUGGCUGCCUGUGAGGCCACACCCACACCCAGAGGGGCGGGGCUGAGGGGGAAUAUCCUUCAAGUGCUGAACGACAGCUUCCUCCAGUUCAAAGGCCACGCCCCUCCUCCCCGACUGGCGGCUGUCCUCGCCUUCCUAUUGGAGCUCCUGAGACGGAGCGCUGACACAGACCCCGCCCUGCUGACCCUGCCCCUGCCCCCCCUGCUGCGCUGCCUCAUGCUGGUCAACGAGCCUCAGGUGAGGCGCUUGAGUGCUGAGGCAGUGCAGCUGGUGGUGGAGAGGUGCGCCUCCUCAUCUGCUGAAGGCCACUGUGAGCAGACCGUCUCCAUUCUCAGGACCUUUGUGGAGGAGAAUGAGGGUGUGUACGACCAGCAGAUGUACAGUGUUCUAGAGACUGUAUCUAUUGUGGACCGGUGUUCAGUGGAAACUCUAAUUCCAGUUCUGUCAUUAAGCCUGCGGAACUUAGAACAGAAAAGAGGCCUGGGGAGAAAUACUUCACUAAGAAAUUCCUACAAGAGGCUGUUAUGCCAACUGGGAGAGAAUGGCAAAGCUGAGAUGGUGUGCUUGGAUGCUGAAUGACCUCUGACCUUUGAUCCUUCACACUCACAGUCAGGCUCUUCACAGUUCCCCCAGGAAGGAGCAGAGGACCCACAGGGCCUUCAGUGUCCUGCAGUACAUUCCCAUCCUAAUCAGGCUACUUGGGGGGCCGGGGGGGAUUAUCUUGUAGCACACCUUCUAGUCCUCAAACAGUGUCUAGUUAUAGGAGGUACAUCGGAUACAUUUAUUUCUUCCUGUAUGUGAAAGUCAUGUACAAGUCACACAAGACGGCUCCCUGUGUCCGUGCAGUCUGGUGUGUGUGUGUGUGUGUGUGUGUGUGUGUGUGU
Messenger RNA from Clupea harengus (Atlantic herring), 2480 nucleotides. It is a transcript of the gene mms22l, whose product is annotated as protein MMS22-like. The transcript is spliced from 12 exons. The record is from RefSeq and is a predicted model, not a curated record. Gene Ontology annotation, biological process: replication fork processing; double-strand break repair via homologous recombination. Gene Ontology annotation, cellular component: nuclear replication fork. Lineage: Eukaryota; Metazoa; Chordata; Actinopteri; Clupeiformes; Clupeidae. The annotation marks the transcript as partial.